AUGGAUCCUAAGCCAUCUGUGAACCCCAGCAGGACAAUUACCCAUGAUCAGGUCCUGGACAUGGGUGCUGAUGCGGAAUGCACAGAGACACAUCAAGUUCCGUCACCGACACAUGGUGCGACUAACCUUCCAGUUGAAAUUCUCCGCGUCAUCAUGGAGCUUACCAUGCCACCGCCUCUGCAGAGUCUGCACUUCCUAGACUCUACCAUCAUUUCCCGCUACAAUCGUCACUCGCGGUCUUGUUCGCUGCAGACCCUCAGGAAGCAUCUGUUAGUAUGCAAGUACUGGUAUGAUGUCGGCAUUAGCUUCCUCUACCGCCGUGUCGUCAUUCUGCAGAGCAAGCAACUCUUCAGGCUCGCGCACGUCGUCUCGAAUAACCGCAGCCUCGGCGAGAUGAUAUUAUCUCUGCACCUGGAGUGUUAUGUCGGAGUGUCGCAGAUGGCUACUGCCUCAACGGCUGUGGACAGCAUCUUAGCGGUGGCUCCAAAUCUUGCCAAGGUUGCCAUUGCGCCCAUCCUCAAGGGGCAGCCUUCCUUUAGUCUAGUAUUUCUCCGCCUCUUUGCUCUCGCUCAAAACACCCACUCUCGGACCACAGAUCUGGACUUGCGUAUCAAUCGCAUGCUCAAAUAUACUCUAAACCUCAUGUCAGCUUUUACGUACCUCACCACUUUCCACAUCGACAUGAUCCUCGAACCAAAUGAUGAACUUCCCACCGAACACCUGCAUUUCCCCUUUUUGGAAGAACUACAAAUUACUUGGCAUUGUUGGCACCCGUCUGAAAACGACGUGAAGGUCUUUACUGCGUUGGCUGAGACCCUCAGCCUCCCCUCUCUCCAACGUCUGCUUUUAACAUCGCAAGCUCUCGAGGACAGGAUGUUCAUUGAGCCAUUGUUGCGUAAAUUUGGGCACGGUCUCCACUUCGUCUCAUUGACAAGGCCUUAUAUCCACAAUCGCUACCGCGUUUACGACUUUCGCCGCCCCAUUCCCCUGGCUCCAUUGCUUUCCAUGUGUCCAAAUUUACGCCACCUUGCCAUGGACACGUCCAUCCCAAUACAAGUACCUGCGCAUGCAUACUUGACAUGGGUAGACUUAUGGGCUCCGAGACGAAAUUUGGAUCCGGGCGAACAACCAGCUGUAACGCUCCUUCCUCACGAAGAGAAAAUCAAGCUCCCUUCAUUGCGGGGGGUGCGGUUACUGGACUUGUCUUUGUUCUCGUUCAGUGGCGCGCGUACGCCACUCCUCAUACCGCCGGAUAUGGUUCGGAGCACGGAGAGCAUCGUUUGGAGUUAUUCGAGUCUGGACUUGCGCCAUGACCCUGGAUUGCUUUAUCAACAAAAGACGGACGAGUUCGAUGAUAUGCUGGCUCAGAGUUGGCUGGGUCUGCGGGACUUUUAUGCUACGUUGGAGAUAUUAUAG
Messenger RNA from Suillus clintonianus, 1416 nucleotides. RefSeq lists its product as uncharacterized. Bases 1 to 1416 code for a protein of 471 amino acids. The record is from RefSeq and is a predicted model, not a curated record. The transcript is spliced from 3 exons. Lineage: Eukaryota; Fungi; Basidiomycota; Agaricomycetes; Boletales; Suillaceae.